Molecule: messenger RNA, 5328 nt
Organism: Liolophura sinensis
Lineage: Eukaryota; Metazoa; Mollusca; Polyplacophora; Chitonida; Chitonidae
Product: spondin-1-like
Exons: 14
Coding region: 559-3135 (858 amino acids)
Biological process (GO): cell adhesion
Cellular component (GO): extracellular matrix
Molecular function (GO): serine-type endopeptidase inhibitor activity
Source: RefSeq, a predicted model, not a curated record
CUCAAGCCUAGCGGUAAAGCAGUGAGAUAGCGAAGAACGGCUUACGUUUGGAGAAUGUGAUAAUAGCAGGAACGGAAACAAUUGCCAAAUCGCUGACAUCGGACUGUGGCAAUUCAUGGUUUGGAGUUCAAAGAGUGGAAUUCUACCACAGUGUUGUAAUUUAAUUAAGCGCAUGGUUUCCGAUGAAACCAGAACAUAGAAGUUGGGACUAAGUAUAAAACUUCCCGGAGAGAGACAAGAUGUGGUUGUGGGAUAUUCGUCUCUACCUGUUGGUGAUAAUUUCACAGUGUUUACUUCUGACGAAUGGUGAUGAUGACGUGACGGACAGACAAGCUCACGUUAGACAUCACCAUCACCACCGUCACCGACAAAGAGUGCCAUUCCACCGGCGGAUAUGUGAGCGCUACCCGCGACACACCACCGCACAGCGUACCCCCGGGGGAUAACGGCUUCCGGAUACGAGUGUUGGGGGUACCCUCCCCCGACGGUUACAUCCCGGGCGAGGUGUACACAGUGGUGAUCAAUGGCACCUACCCUGGCCAACAUUUCAGAGGUUUCAUGCUGGUCGCUGUCCCUCAGGGAGCCAAGUCAGAAAAUGUGACCAUCGGAACCUUCAAGACAUUUGAUGAUGAAAUGGCGAAGGAGGCAGAGGAUUGCUCCCAUACAGUCAUGAUGCACCAGACCCUGAGCAAAAAGAAGGAAGAGGUGUCACUCAUGUGGGUGGCUCCCUCUGCUGGUGGAGGAUGUGUCGAACUCAGGGCAACAGUCAUUGAACAUCCCCACAUCUGGUACAGGGAUGAUGGCGCUCUAACUAAAGUUUUCUGCGAAGCCGGUCAGGGAGAUGCUGCAGUUAUUGACCCUGCCCCAGAGUGCUGUGCCUGUGGAUAUGCCUCCUACAAACUCACCUUUGAAAACAACUGGUCACACCACAACCACCCUAAAGAUUUCCCACCCAAAAUAUUUGAGCCACUUCUCCAUUGGUCAAACAUAGUAGGGGCAUCUCACAAUGAUAACUACAGAAUCUGGGCAUACGGGCAGUAUUCCUCCCCGGGGGUGAAGCAGGUCUGCGAGUUUGGUUACCCCAAUACUGUAGAGAAGGAACUCAGAGAGCAUACUACUGAUAUUCGCACCGUUGUCAAGACGACCAGUAUAUUUAACCUGCGAGAGACUCGAGAGGCUCGUUUCACAGUUGACAAAAAACAUCACCUGUUCUCCUUCUUGUCCAUGCUGGGUCCCAGCCCGGACUGGUGUGUUGGUUUGAGUGGUUAUGACAUGUGCCUGCCUAAUUGCUCCUGGGCCCAUGAUCAAGUGAUCGAGCUCUUUCCCUGGGAUGCUGGCACUGACAGUGGCGUUACAUAUAUGUCAAAAAAUGUCAAGUCCCAACCUCCAGAGAAGAUUCACCGCAUCACAAAUACAUUCCCGGCUCACCCUGAAGCUCCAUUUUACAAUCCCGGGCUGCAGAUGAAGCCUGUCGCCCGGCUCUACCUCAAGCGGCUCUACCCCAGGACAGACAACGAGAAGUGUGAGGAGGAGAAAGAGGGUCAGCCAGAUGACGACGAUGACUCGCCUUCUGAUGAGGAACUCAUUGCCAUGAUGAAGAAGAAAAUGAUGAUGCAGAAGAAAAUCCAAAUGGAGAAAUGCGCUACAAGUGAAUGGGCAGAUUGGACGGAGUGCACAGUGACGUGUGGGGUAGGCUUCAAGUACCGCAAAAGGAUGUUCCUCAACCCCCUGGUGACAGAAGAUAUGUGUAACUUAUCCCUAGAGGAAACAGAUAACUGUAUUGGGGUGGAGAACACCUGUGGGGAUGACCUCAGUAGUAUCUAUAGUUACCGGCAAAAAGGACGCGGCCGGCGCCCCAACAGGAAGAAGAACAAGAAGAAGUUUGAAGUACGUUAUGAUGAGGCCCCGGACCCCAAUGACCCGUGUGCCAUGACCCCGUGGUCAGACUGGUCCCCGUGUAGUGUCUCCUGUGGUAAGGGUGUGCAUGAGAGGUUUCGCAUGUUCCUGCAUAAAUCUGGGACUGGACACUGCACUCAGUCCCGCAUGGAGAAGGAAGUCUGUAUGGCCUCCAUCGUGGACUGCCACAAAGCCACCAUGAUGAAGAACUUCACAGCUGUGUGCAGUCUGAGAGUGGAUCGGGGACUCUGUCGGGGAAACUUUCCACGCUGGCAUUACAACACCAACAUGAGGAAAUGUCUGCCUUUCGAUUACACCGGCUGUCGGGGAAAUGACAAUAACUUUGAAACAAUGGAGCAAUGCCGUCAGAUUUGUGAAAGUCACAUGGCGACCCUGAACAUUCCAAGUAACGAUGAGGUGCAGGGCAGUGAAGAAGAAGCUCUCAAGUUGGCCAUGAUGAAGAAGCAGAUGAUGUUACAACAACAGCAAGGGAAUGCUGAGGAUGAGAAUCUCAAGCAGCUGAUGAUGAAGAAAAAAUUGAUGGAACAACAGGGAGCUGGUGGUGAGGAGGAUGAAGAUCUAAAACUGCUGAUGAUGAAAAAACAGCUGAUGGAGCAACAGCAAAAUGCUGACAGUGAGGAUCUCAAACUCCUCAUGAUGAAGAAACAAAUGAUGGAACAACAACAACACCAGCAGCAGCAGGGUGGUGAUGAUGAAAACUUAAAGCUGCUCAUGAUGAAAAAGCAGCGGAUGAUGUUACAACAGCAGCAGCAAGAACGGGAAGCACGUGCCCAGCGUGAGCGCGAGGAGUGGGAAAGGCGAAGGCGGGGUCCUCGAGUAGACUGCAUGGUGACCCCGUGGACAGACUGGACCCCGUGCUCUGUCAGUUGUGGCAAAGGAAUCACUACCAAACUGAGAAUGAUUAAAGCACAACCUCAGAAUGGGGGUAAGAAGUGCCCCAGAAGACUAAUGAAGAAAAAGAAAUGCAAGCGGAGGAAAUGUGCCAUUGAUUGCCGGAUGUCCAACUGGUCGGGCUGGUCACGGUGUAAUAAGACUUGUGGCACAGAUGUAAUACAAGAGCGGCGGAGACGGGUACAGAAACGACCAAAGCAUGGAGGCAGACCCUGUGACGCUACGUUGGAAAGACGCUACUGCAGGCUGCCAGAAUGCCCAGGGGAAAAGGAUCAGAGAAGUUCUAAGAUACAGUACUACUAUCCCAUGCAGCAGUCCGGACUGUGAAUGAAACGACUGACUGGUACCGUUGACACAGAGGGUGAUUGGACGAUACCUUCUGUGCAAUACUCGUCAUAAUGACCAAUCAGAGCAUCUCUACCAGACAGAAGGAUUCAUGUGCCUCAGUCUCAGAUAUCUCGUACCUAAUAACCCGCUUUAUGGAUCUACAACACUUGGUGGAGAAAUGGCUGGUGGACAGAUGUGACCCGAGAGGACUCUCACCCGUUGCCAUGACAAGAACAUAUGUUGUAUACACUGACAUGCUGAGUGCACAAUGAUCAGCUUUGAUGACUCACUCAUCAGCACGAACUUUAUUACAAACUUUUGACCUAGUCAUUCUUCAUGUAUGAACUUAAACAGUAAAUAUUAGCAGGACAUUGUGCUGCUAAAAUCAAGACCUCUUCAUACAUCACAAUACACAUGAGAUGUUAACCUUGUAUUCAUGUAAUAGUCGCUCAAGAAUUGGAAGACAUUCUGGAGCUGCAAGUCAAAAUAAUGAGAGAUAACUCUGGACUAGCUGUCUCCUGUCGACUUGGUUGCAAGUUCUUUAAUUUGCAAAACAUAUUGAAUAAAUAGUUGGGUAAAUUAAACACUGUAUAUAAAUGAUCUAAUAUUGUUAAUAAUCAUUGGCCGAUUGACCAGUCUUGCUAAAUGUUAUGAUAAUUGGGUCAGUCAGCUCUUCAAAUUUUAAGAAAAUUAUGCAUGUGCUACAUUUUAGAUUCUUCAACCUUUAUGCAUUAUGUAAGGGAGGAGAUUUUUGUAUAAGAUAGUACACUUCACAUCUUUUUGAAUGUACUGGGUACUUUUGGAACAAGUUAUAAUUUACCAAUUGACAUUUAUUAUUCAUGUGUAUUUGGUCAAUUGGGAACCACUUUUGCUACAUACUUGAAGAACUGAGAUUGCCAAGAAGCUCCUGUACCUGUUAUUGUAGAAUGCCAGACUUACGGUACUCAAGUACCCGUCAUAGACUCUUGUAGACCUAGUAUAUGUACAUUAAUUACUUAAGCCAAAUUCUGAUAAGGUAGACUUGACCUUGAUGAUCCACUAUGUACAUUACAAGGAAACAUUAUAAUCAUCAAUUGAGAGGACAUCUCCACUGCCAAUCAUGUUUUAAUUACCUCAUGUAGUUUACAUGGACCAGAACGGGCCCACCCAGCCAGGGUAAUCCAGACAGUCUGUCAUCAGUUCAGUAUGUAACAUGUACCAGUUGUGUACAAGGGCUGUGAAGCUGGGCGCUGGAUGGGGGAUGAGUGCUUCAGCAUUCUCUGUAAUAUUUUACCAUUUACUAUGUUAGUAAUGUUUAAUACAAUUUCUGUGCCACACUCUUUGUAAUAUGUCACACCUUCUGUAGGAUACAUCACACCUACUGUUUUUAUUGAAUAACUCAAGACUCCAUUAGCAUAGGAAUAUGUUUCCCUUGACACAGGUGGAUAUGGAUGUGCAAGUUUAGCUGUAUCUAACAAAUUAUACAGCAUAACUAGACCAAAUUACACCUUCUUGCCUAUCAAGUGGUGUUGUGUGGCAUACUGUUUUGGUGAUUAAGCAUUUCCAGUUCUUCAAACCCCGAAGAAGAGAAUGUAAUAAUACUGUAGAUGUUUAAGCAGGUCAUUCUGUGUUAGGUAGUUUAUCAUAUGUGUAUGUACUUCAGACAAUCUCAGGUAUCCUCUGUUAAGCCUUGUUCCUAUGUUUCCACAUGUCCUUAUACAUAGCCACUGGUUACAGUAUAGUUAAGGUAAUGAUCAGUUGACCAGACCAGAGCUUACAGGAUGACCACAGCUGUUGCUACUCAUCGCAACAAUGUUGUCUCAGUCAACUUUUUAACUGUGGUAAAGUUUUCAAGUUGUUUGAAAUCAAUCUUUCAGGUGUAAUGACAAAUUAUUUAUUUUCAGAGAAGAUUCUUAGUAUGUGGUUUGAUUGUACUGUUACUGACGGUCAGUUAUAAAGACAUUCUUUACGCCCAGACCACAGAGCUAGCCAUCACAACAAAAAUACACACUCAGAACUGAGUGGUCAGGAAAUGUGGAAUGGACAGGAUGGUUUGAAUUAUCUUAACUGAUCCCAAUUUGCUACUCUGAGGUUUAUCUCAGUUUUGGUCUGGUUAUCUCAGUUUUGUUCUGGUUUGCUGAACAUUGCAGCCUGAUGUUUAUUGACUGUUUAUGUAUAUUCUCUGAAAUUGGUUAAAUAAAAUGUUACAUAAUA